This is a messenger RNA of Colletotrichum chrysophilum, 3243 nucleotides long. RefSeq lists its product as uncharacterized. Gene Ontology annotation, cellular component: membrane. Gene Ontology annotation, biological process: transmembrane transport. The transcript is spliced from 10 exons. Lineage: Eukaryota; Fungi; Ascomycota; Sordariomycetes; Glomerellales; Glomerellaceae. Gene Ontology annotation, molecular function: ABC-type transporter activity; ATP binding; ATP hydrolysis activity. The record is from RefSeq and is a predicted model, not a curated record. Bases 1 to 3243 code for a protein of 1080 amino acids.
AUGGUUCGAGGGUCUCUCGCAUCCUUUGUGCUUUCGAAGAAUCUCGAUGCCAAUACGGCUACAGCUGAGGACUCAUCGGCUGCUCUGACGUUGGUCAGCGCCGACGUGCGGAAUAUCUGCAGGUCCUUUGAGACACUCCAUGAAGUCUGGGCGAAUCCUGUAGAGAUCGGCAUUGCUAUUUGGCUGUUGCAGAGACAGCUUGGACUUGGAAGCGUAGGCCCGGCCAUCACUAUCAUAGUGUGCACCGUUGGUAUGAGUAAACUUGGACAACUGAUGCCGCCGGCGAUGAAGCUAUGGAGCGAGAACAUCCAGACCCGCAUCACUGUGACUUCAGAGGUCCUCGGCUCUAUCAAGGAGACCAAAAUGCUAGGCAUGACGGAAUUCCUCCAGAAGGUAAUCCAGGAUCUCAGAAUCACUGAGCUAGUCAUGGCCAAAAAGUACCGUGCCAUGAUUACCUACAUGAAUGUCCUAGGAAAUUGUCCGAGCAUGGUUGGUCCCGUCGUGACCUUCGGAAUCGCGCUUCUCGCCCAGAGAAUCAAUGCGGGAGGGUCGCUUUCUAUUGCAACUGUCUUCACAUCACUCUCCAUCAUCGAUAUGAUUGCCGGUCCUUUGGCCCUGCUAAUCUCUUCAGUGCCAAGUCUGCUUGCCUCUCUGGGAAGUUUCGAGCGAAUUGAGGAUUUCGUCGGUAACGACCGCCUCUCACAGAACCCCACUACUAUGGAGCAGCGAAGACCUACUCCUUCUGAGAGCGAUGCUGGAGUUGAGAUGCAGACCUUUUCAACUAAGGCGUCUUCGGAUCAAGACCAUAUCGUUGUGGUCGAAGAUGGUUCUAUCUCAAUCAAGGCUGGAGAAACGCCCAUUUUACAGAACGUCAACCUUCGCAUCCCGCCUUCAACACUGACGAUUCUCAUUGGUCGCGUUGGCUCUGGCAAAACAGUCUUACUCCAGGGUCUUUUGGGCGAACUGCCCAUGGCCGGCUCCGUCAAGACCUUGGAUGGAGGCGUGGCAUACUGUGCGCAGACCACAUGGCUCACGACCUCAACUGUCAAGGAAAACAUCAUCGGCCAAUCGCCACUGAAUCAGGACUGGUAUGAUAAGGUAGUACAUGCAUGUGCCUUGCUGUCAGACUUUGCGAAUCUGUCAAAUGGCGAUGGAACUGUUGUUGGGAGCAAGGGCCAGUCUCUCAGCGGUGGUCAGAAGCAGCGUGUUGCUCUGGCCCGGGCGGUCUAUGCGAGGAAGCCUGUUCUCGUUGUCGAUGAUGCGCUUAGUGGAUUAGAUUCCUCUACCCAAAACCAUAUCUGGGACAAUGUGUUUGGCCAGAAUGGUUUGGUUCGUCGGUUUGGAACUACCAUCAUUCUUGCUACACAUUCACUGAGCUACCUAAAGUAUGGUGAUCAUAUCGUCAUUCUCGGCGACGACGGCAAGAUUGCCAACCAGGGUACUUUCACUGCUGUUCGACAUAGCGCCUACCUCGAAACCUUGUCCAUUGAGGACAACAAGCACAGCAAGAACGAUGAAAGCGGCACAUCCACCCCCGAAACUUCAGAGAAGAACAAGAAACCAAAAGCACCGGAGGGGAACGACAAGGAACUGGAUCUCCUGAGAAAAGCUGGAGAUACCACCCUUUACUGGUACUACCUGAAGUCAAUUGAGGUUUGGUUGAAGUCCUGGACCGAGAAUGAUGCAAAGACCGGGGGAGCAGACACCGGCAUGUACUUUGGCGUUUACGCUGGCAUGUCUGUCGGCGGCUUGUUUAUCAUUGGACUGAAUAUUUGGAUGAUGUUUGUCAUGAUUGUUCCCAAGUCAUCUCAGAACCUGCACUGGAAAUUGCUCCAGACCGUCAUGAGAGCACCUUUGUCUUUCUUCCUGGUUAAAGACACAGGCGAUCUACUGAAUCGAAGAUUCAGUCAAGACCUCUCCCAUAUCGACCGAGACCUCCCAACCGCGUUAUUCAUGACUUCCAUCGCGGUUCUGGAUUGUCUUGCUGGAUUGGUUCUCAUCAUGAUCGGUGCCAAGUACCUCGCGGCCGUGAUCCCUGUCCUACUCGUCGCUCUUUACUGCUUGCAGGCCUUCUACCUGAGAACCUCUCGACAGAUGAGAUUCCUCGACCUUCAGGCUCAGGCACCACUACUGACCAAACUUGUCGAGACGAUUGAUGGUAUCUCUACUAUCCGGGCAUUCGGCUGGCAGGGUGCAUUCCGCGACUCAUCACUCCACCUCCUGGAUCAGUCUCAGCGGCCUUACUACCUUCUGUUCUGCAUCCAGCGAUGGCUUACUCUGGUUCUCGAUAUCCUUGUUGGCGCCAUCGCGGUUCUUCUCGUCUCGCUAGCAAUGACCAUCCCGGAAUCAACCAGCACUGGUGCAAUCGCUAUUGCGCUUUACAAUGUGCUUAAUUUCAAUUCGUCACUCGCCACUCUCAUCACCUCUUGGACGGAGCUUGAGACGUCUCUGGGUGCCAUCUCAAGACUGAGAACCUUUGAAUCCAAGACGCCAGUUGAGCCAUCCCCUUCACCAGAGGAGCAAGCACCCCUGCCGCCUAAUUGGCCUUCCGAAGGUCGUCUUGAGAUCAACAACAUCACAGCAUCUUAUUCCCCAGACACUAGGCCAGUGCUGCAGGACGUAUCACUCACUCUGCAGCCAGGUGACAAGGCCGCAAUCUGCGGUCGCACUGGCAGCGGCAAGUCAACACUGACCCUCACCAUCUUCAAACUUUUGGGCUUAGACUCAGGCUCAAUCGUAAUCGACGGCAUCGACAUCUCUCAGGUGCCGAACAACGUGCUUCGUCGUCGUCUAAUUGCCAUUCCCCAGGAACCUCUGCUCUUCCCCGGAACGCUGCGCACUAAUCUCUUCCCACACACCGAGGGUCUCAGCGCUGAUGAGAUCCCCUCAGAUGAAGCCCUCAUCUCUGCCCUCACAAACGUGUCUUUGUGGUCAGCAAUCUCCCUCAGCGGCGGCCUAAACACCGACGUCUCCAACUUGGCCUUGUCAAAGGGCCAGAAGCAGCUUCUCUGUCUCGCACGCGCUAUCGUUCGCAAGCAUUCAAGCAAGAUUCUCGUUCUCGAUGAAGCGACGAGCGCCGUUGACCAGGAGACGGAGGAGAUGAUGGCCAAGAUUAUUGAGACUGAGUUUGCAGCUCAUACUGUGGUAUCUAUAGUUCAUAGGCCACAGGCACUGCGGGGAUUGCAUAUGGUGGUAACUCUCCAAGAUGGCAAAAUCCUGAAGAUCGGCCCUCCUGAGCUGUGA